Molecule: messenger RNA, 621 nt
Organism: Mesorhabditis spiculigera
Lineage: Eukaryota; Metazoa; Nematoda; Chromadorea; Rhabditida; Rhabditidae
Source: the annotation of a GenBank genome assembly
AUGUACUACGAGCUACAAAUUAAAAUCCAGAGCCGAUGGAUCGUCUCCACGCAAUCCUUGCCCAUUCUGGCUCGGACCCAAAUCGUGGUUUCCUUCGUGAUCGUCAUUCUGUUCAUGGAGCUCGUCGGGGAAAUUAUCAGACGUCGCUUGACGAUCCUGAUCGGCCAUCAAGUCAUCGCAGAUCUCGAAAGGGCCCCAGGCCUAAUCAACCCUUUUUACGGCACUAUCACUCGUUCCAUGGAUCACCCUCCAGUCUUAAUAGAAGCAAUCAAUAUCUAUUUUUGGAAUAAUUUCAGUGGCUCCACUCCGACACCCGGCCAUCCAAGAGUUCUCGUCAAAGGACACACCACGGGUGGAACUCCAAGGCAAUUCUCGACCGCCAGCACUCUUAAUCGGCGCCAUGGGAGAAGCUGUGAUCUACACGAAGUACAAGCCGAGGGCGCCGAGUUCAAGCCGCUGUUCAAUAACCCCAUCGCACAGGUGUCCUCCGAUAUCCUGAAAGUGCAAGGCUACUCCACACAAUUUCGGUCAUUACUAUCAGCCCGAUUAUCACCACGUCGAGACUCCGUACCCAACGUCCACAUCCAAGAUUCAAACACGGAAUUGGAAACGAAAAGUGGG